AUGGGAUGGGUGUGGCAGUGGGGAGCAUGGGAUGGGUGUGGCAGUGGGGAGCAUGGGAUGGGUGUGGCAGUGGGGAGCAUGGGAUGGGUGUGGCAGUGGGGAGCAUGGGAUGGGUGUGGCAGUGGGGAGCAUGGGAUGGGUGUGGCAGUGGGGAGCAUGGGAUGGGUGUGGCAGUGGGGAGCAUGGGAUGGGUGUGGCAGUGGGGAGCAUGGGAUGGGUGUGGCAGUGGGGAGCAUGGGAUGGGUGUGGCAGUGGGGAGCAUGGGAUGGUGGGGAGCAUGGGAUGGGUGUGGCAGUGGGGAGCAUGGGAUGGGUGUGGCAGUGGGGAGCAUGGGAUGGGUGUGGCAGUGGGGAGCAUGGGAUGGGUGUGGCAGUGGGGAGCAUGGGAUGGGUGUGGCAGUGGGGAGCAUGGGAUGGGUGUGGCAGUGGGGAGCAUGGGAUGGGUGUGGCAGUGGGGAGCAUGGGAUGGGUGUGGCAGUGGGGAGCAUGGGAUGGGUGUGGCAGUGGGGAGCAUGGGAUGGGUGUGGCAGUGGGGAGCAUGGGAUGGGUGUGGCAGUGGGGAGCAUGGGAUGGGUGUGGCAGUGGGGAGCAUGGGAUGGGUGUGGCAGUGGGGAGCAUGGGAUGGGUGUGGCAGUGGGGAGCAUGGGAUGGGUGUGGCAGUGGGGAGCAUGGGAUGGGUGUGGCAGUGGGGAGCAUGGGAUGGGUGUGGCAGUGGGGAGCAUGGGAUGGGUGUGGCAGUGGGGAGCAUGGGAUGGGUGUGGCAGUGGGGAGCAUGGGAUGGGUGUGGCAGUGGGGAGCAUGGGAUGGGUGUGGCAGUGGGGAGCAUGGGAUGGGUGUGGCAGUGGGGAGCAUGGGAUGGGUGUGGCAGUGGGGAGCAUGGGAUGGGUGUGGCAGUGGGGAGCAUGGGAUGGGUGUGGCAGUGGGGAGCAUGGGAUGGGUGUGGCAGUGGGGAGCAUGGGAUGGGUGUGGCAGUGGGGAGCAUGGGAUGGGUGUGGCAGUGGGGAGCAUGGGAUGGGUGUGGCAGUGGGGAGCAUGGGAUGGGUGUGGCAGUGGGGAGCAUGGGAUGGGUGUGGCAGUGGGGAGCAUGGGAUGGGUGUGGCAGUGGGGAGCAUGGGAUGGGUGUGGCAGUGGGGAGCAUGGGAUGGGUGUGGCAGUGGGGAGCAUGGGAUGGGUGUGGCAGUGGGGAGCAUGGGAUGGGUGUGGCAGUGGGGAGCAUGGGAUGGGUGUGGCAGUGGGGAGCAUGGGAUGGGUGUGGCAGUGGGGAGCAUGGGAUGGGUGUGGCAGUGGGGAGCAUGGGAUGGGUGUGGCAGUGGGGAGCAUGGGAUGGGUGUGGCAGUGGGGAGCAUGGGAUGGGUGUGGCAGUGGGGAGCAUGGGAUGGGUGUGGCAGUGGGGAGCAUGGGAUGGGUGUGGCAGUGGGGAGCAUGGGAUGGGUGUGGCAGUGGGGAGCAUGGGAUGGGUGUGGCAGUGGGGAGCAUGGGAUGGGUGUGGCAGUGGGGAGCAUGGGAUGGGUGUGGCAGUGGGGAGCAUGGGAUGGGUGUGGCAGUGGGGAGCAUGGGAUGGGUGUGGCAGUGGGGAGCAUGGGAUGGGUGUGGCAGUGGGGAGCAUGGGAUGGGUGUGGCAGUGGGGAGCAUGGGAUGGGUGUGGCAGUGGGGAGCAUGGGAUGGGUGUGGCAGUGGGGAGCAUGGGAUGGGUGUGGCAGUGGGGAGCAUGGGAUGGGUGUGGCAGUGGGGAGCAUGGGAUGGGUGUGGCAGUGGGGAGCAUGGGAUGGGUGUGGCAGUGGGGAGCAUGGGAUGGGUGUGGCAGUGGGGAGCAUGGGAUGGGUGUGGCAGUGGGGAGCAUGGGAUGGGUGUGGCAGUGGGGAGCAUGGGAUGGGUGUGGCAGUGGGGAGCAUGGGAUGGGUGUGGCAGUGGGGAGCAUGGGAUGGGUGUGGCAGUGGGGAGCAUGGGAUGGGUGUGGCAGUGGGGAGCAUGGGAUGGGUGUGGCAGUGGGGAGCAUGGGAUGGGUGUGGCAGUGGGGAGCAUGGGAUGGGUGUGGCAGUGGGGAGCAUGGGAUGGGUGUGGCAGUGGGGAGCAUGGGAUGGGUGUGGCAGUGGGGAGCAUGGGAUGGGUGUGGCAGUGGGGAGCAUGGGAUGGGUGUGGCAGUGGGGAGCAUGGGAUGGGUGUGGCAGUGGGGAGCAUGGGAUGGGUGUGGCAGUGGGGAGCAUGGGAUGGGUGUGGCAGUGGGGAGCAUGGGAUGGGUGUGGCAGUGGGGAGCAUGGGAUGGGUGUGGCAGUGGGGAGCAUGGGAUGGGUGUGGCAGUGGGGAGCAUGGGAUGGGUGUGGCAGUGGGGAGCAUGGGAUGGGUGUGGCAGUGGGGAGCAUGGGAUGGGUGUGGCAGUGGGGAGCAUGGGAUGGGUGUGGCAGUGGGGAGCAUGGGAUGGGUGUGGCAGUGGGGAGCAUGGGAUGGGUGUGGCAGUGGGGAGCAUGGGAUGGGUGUGGCAGUGGGGAGCAUGGGAUGGGUGUGGCAGUGGGGAGCAUGGGAUGGGUGUGGCAGUGGGGAGCAUGGGAUGGGUGUGGCAGUGGGGAGCAUGGGAUGGGUGUGGCAGUGGGGAGCAUGGGAUGGGUGUGGCAGUGGGGAGCAUGGGAUGGGUGUGGCAGUGGGGAGCAUGGGAUGGGUGUGGCAGUGGGGAGCAUGGGAUGGGUGUGGCAGUGGGGAGCAUGGGAUGGGUGUGGCAGUGGGGAGCAUGGGAUGGGUGUGGCAGUGGGGAGCAUGGGAUGGGUGUGGCAGUGGGGAGCAUGGGAUGGGUGUGGCAGUGGGGAGCAUGGGAUGGGUGUGGCAGUGGGGAGCAUGGGAUGGGUGUGGCAGUGGGGAGCAUGGGAUGGGUGUGGCAGUGGGGAGCAUGGGAUGGGUGUGGCAGUGGGGAGCAUGGGAUGGGUGUGGCAGUGGGGAGCAUGGGAUGGGUGUGGCAGUGGGGAGCAUGGGAUGGGUGUGGCAGUGGGGAGCAUGGGAUGGGUGUGGCAGUGGGGAGCAUGGGAUGGGUGUGGCAGUGGGGAGCAUGGGAUGGGUGUGGCAGUGGGGAGCAUGGGAUGGGUGUGGCAGUGGGGAGCAUGGGAUGGGUGUGGCAGUGGGGAGCAUGGGAUGGGUGUGGCAGUGGGGAGCAUGGGAUGGGUGUGGCAGUGGGGAGCAUGGGAUGGGUGUGGCAGUGGGGAGCAUGGGAUGGGUGUGGCAGUGGGGAGCAUGGGAUGGGUGUGGCAGUGGGGAGCAUGGGAUGGGUGUGGCAGUGGGGAGCAUGGGAUGGGUGUGGCAGUGGGGAGCAUGGGAUGGGUGUGGCAGUGGGGAGCAUGGGAUGGGUGUGGCAGUGGGGAGCAUGGGAUGGGUGUGGCAGUGGGGAGCAUGGGAUGGGUGUGGCAGUGGGGAGCAUGGGAUGGGUGUGGCAGUGGGGAGCAUGGGAUGGGUGUGGCAGUGGGGAGCAUGGGAUGGGUGUGGCAGUGGGGAGCAUGGGAUGGGUGUGGCAGUGGGGAGCAUGGGAUGGGUGUGGCAGUGGGGAGCAUGGGAUGGGUGUGGCAGUGGGGAGCAUGGGAUGGGUGUGGCAGUGGGGAGCAUGGGAUGGGUGUGGCAGUGGGGAGCAUGGGAUGGGUGUGGCAGUGGGGAGCAUGGGAUGGGUGUGGCAGUGGGGAGCAUGGGAUGGGUGUGGCAGUGGGGAGCAUGGGAUGGGUGUGGCAGUGGGGAGCAUGGGAUGGGUGUGGCAGUGGGGAGCAUGGGAUGGGUGUGGCAGUGGGGAGCAUGGGAUGGGUGUGGCAGUGGGGAGCAUGGGAUGGGUGUGGCAGUGGGGAGCAUGGGAUGGGUGUGGCAGUGGGGAGCAUGGGAUGGGUGUGGCAGUGGGGAGCAUGGGAUGGGUGUGGCAGUGGGGAGCAUGGGAUGGGUGUGGCAGUGGGGAGCAUGGGAUGGGUGUGGCAGUGGGGAGCAUGGGAUGGGUGUGGCAGUGGGGAGCAUGGGAUGGGUGUGGCAGUGGGGAGCAUGGGAUGGGUGUGGCAGUGGGGAGCAUGGGAUGGGUGUGGCAGUGGGGAGCAUGGGAUGGGUGUGGCAGUGGGGAGCAUGGGAUGGGUGUGGCAGUGGGGAGCAUGGGAUGGGUGUGCCAGUGGGGAGCAUGGGAUGGGUGUGGCAGUGGGGAGCAUGGGAUGGGUGUGGCAGUGGGGAGCAUGGGAUGGGUGUGGCAGUGGGGAGCAUGGGAUGGGUGUGGCAGUGGGGAGCAUGGGAUGGGUGUGGCAGUGGGGAGCAUGGGAUGGGUGUGGCAGUGGGGAGCAUGGGAUGGGUGUGGCAGUGGGGAGCAUGGGAUGGGUGUGGCAGUGGGGAGCAUGGGAUGGGUGUGGCAGUGGGGAGCAUGGGAUGGGUGUGGCAGUGGGGAGCAUGGGAUGGGUGUGGCAGUGGGGAGCAUGGGAUGGGUGUGGCAGUGGGGAGCAUGGGAUGGGUGUGGCAGUGGGGAGCAUGGGAUGGGUGUGGCAGUGGGGAGCAUGGGAUGGGUGUGGCAGUGGGGAGCAUGGGAUGGGUGUGGCAGUGGGGAGCAUGGGAUGGGUGUGGCAGUGGGGAGCAUGGGAUGGGUGUGGCAGUGGGGAGCAUGGGAUGGGUGUGCAGUGGGGAGCAUGGGAUGGGUGUGGCAGUGGGGAGCAUGGGAUGGGUGUGGCAGUGGGGAGCAUGGGAUGGGUGUGGCAGUGGGGAGCAUGGGAUGGGUGUGGCAGUGGGGAGCAUGGGAUGGGUGUGGCAGUGGGGAGCAUGGGAUGGGUGUGGCAGUGGGGAGCAUGGGAUGGGUGUGGCAGUGGGGAGCAUGGGAUGGGUGUGGCAGUGGGGAGCAUGGGAUGGGUGUGGCAGUGGGGAGCAUGGGAUGGGUGUGGCAGUGGGGAGCAUGGGAUGGGUGUGGCAGUGGGGAGCAUGGGAUGGGUGUGGCAGUGGGGAGCAUGGGAUGGGUGUGGCAGUGGGGAGCAUGGGAUGGGUGUGGCAGUGGGGAGCAUGGGAUGGGUGUGGCAGUGGGGAGCAUGGGAUGGGUGUGGCAGUGGGGAGCAUGGGAUGGGUGUGGCAGUGGGGAGCAUGGGAUGGGUGUGGCAGUGGGGAGCAUGGGAUGGGUGUGGCAGUGGGGAGCAUGGGAUGGGUGUGGCAGUGGGGAGCAUGGGAUGGGUGUGCCAGUGGGGAGCAUGGGAUGGGUGUGGCAGUGGGGAGCAUGGGAUGGGUGUGCCAGUGGGGAGCAUGGGAUGGGUGUGGCAGUGGGGAGCAUGGGAUGGGUGUGCCAGUGGGGAGCAUGGGAUGGGUGUGGCAGUGGGGAGCAUGGGAUGGGUGUGCCAGUGGGGAGCAUGGGAUGGGUGUGCCAGUGGGGAGCAUGGGAUGGGUGUGGCAGUGGGGAGCAUGGGAUGGGUGUGCCAGUGGGGAGCAUGGGAUGGGUGUGCCAGUGGGGAGCAUGGGAUGGGUGUGGCAGUGGGGAGCAUGGGAUGGGUGUGGCAGUGGGGAGCAUGGGAUGGGUGUGGCAGUGGGGAGCAUGGGAUGGGUGUGGCAGUGGGGAGCAUGGGAUGGGUGUGCCAGUGGGGAGCAUGGGAUGGGUGUGGCAGUGGGGAGCAUGGGAUGGGUGUGCCAGUGGGGAGCAUGGGAUGGGUGUGCCAGUGGGGAGCAUGGGAUGGGUGUGGCAGUGGGGAGCAUGGGAUGGGUGUGGCAGUGGGGAGCAUGGGAUGGGUGUGGCAGUGGGGAGCAUGGGAUGGGUGUGGCAGUGGGGAGCAUGGGAUGGGUGUGGCAGUGGGGAGCAUGGGAUGGGUGUGGCAGUGGGGAGCAUGGGAUGGGUGUGGCAGUGGGGAGCAUGGGAUGGGUGUGGCAGUGGGGAGCAUGGGAUGGGUGUGGCAGUGGGGAGCAUGGGAUGGGUGUGGCAGUGGGGAGCAUGGGAUGGGUGUGCCAGUGGGGAGCAUGGGAUGGGUGUGCCAGUGGGGAGCAUGGGAUGGGUGUGCCAGUGGGGAGCAUGGGAUGGGUGUGCCAGUGGGGAGCAUGGGAUGGGUGUGCCAGUGGGGAGCAUGGGAUGGGUGUGGCAGUGGGGAGCAUGGGAUGGGUGUGCCAGUGGGGAGCAUGGGAUGGGUGUGGCAGUGGGGAGCAUGGGAUGGGUGUGCCAGUGGGGAGCAUGGGAUGGGUGUGGCAGUGGGGAGCAUGGGAUGGGUGUGGCAGUGGGGAGCAUGGGAUGGGUGUGCCAGUGGGGAGCAUGGGAUGGGUGUGGCAGUGGGGAGCAUGGGAUGGGUGUGCCAGUGGGGAGCAUGGGAUGGGUGUGCCAGUGGGGAGCAUGGGAUGGGUGUGGCAGUGGGGAGCAUGGGAUGGGUGUGGCAGUGGGGAGCAUGGGAUGGGUGUGGCAGUGGGGAGCAUGGGAUGGGUGUGGCAGUGGGGAGCAUGGGAUGGGUGUGGCAGUGGGGAGCAUGGGAUGGGUGUGGCAGUGGGGAGCAUGGGAUGGGUGUGGCAGUGGGGAGCAUGGGAUGGGUGUGGCAGUGGGGAGCAUGGGAUGGGUGUGGCAGUGGGGAGCAUGGGAUGGGUGUGGCAGUGGGGAGCAUGGGAUGGGUGUGGCAGUGGGGAGCAUGGGAUGGGUGUGGCAGUGGGGAGCAUGGGAUGGGUGUGGCAGUGGGGAGCAUGGGAUGGGUGUGGCAGUGGGGAGCAUGGGAUGGGUGUGGCAGUGGGGAGCAUGGGAUGGGUGUGCCAGUGGGGAGCAUGGGAUGGGUGUGGCAGUGGGGAGCAUGGGAUGGGUGUGGCAGUGGGGAGCAUGGGAUGGGUGUGGCAGUGGGGAGCAUGGGAUGGGUGUGGCAGUGGGGAGCAUGGGAUGGGUGUGGCAGUGGGGAGCAUGGGAUGGGUGUGGCAGUGGGGAGCAUGGGAUGGGUGUGGCAGUGGGGAGCAUGGGAUGGGUGUGGCAGUGGGGAGCAUGGGAUGGGUGUGGCAGUGGGGAGCAUGGGAUGGGUGUGCCAGUGGGGAGCAUGGGAUGGGUGUGGCAGUGGGGAGCAUGGGAUGGGUGUGCCAGUGGGGAGCAUGGGAUGGGUGUGGCAGUGGGGAGCAUGGGAUGGGUGUGCCAGUGGGGAGCAUGGGAUGGGUGUGGCAGUGGGGAGCAUGGGAUGGGUGUGCCAGUGGGGAGCAUGGGAUGGGUGUGCCAGUGGGGAGCAUGGGAUGGGUGUGGCAGUGGGGAGCAUGGGAUGGGUGUGCCAGUGGGGAGCAUGGGAUGGGUGUGCCAGUGGGGAGCAUGGGAUGGGUGUGGCAGUGGGGAGCAUGGGAUGGGUGUGGCAGUGGGGAGCAUGGGAUGGGUGUGGCAGUGGGGAGCAUGGGAUGGGUGUGGCAGUGGGGAGCAUGGGAUGGGUGUGCCAGUGGGGAGCAUGGGAUGGGUGUGGCAGUGGGGAGCAUGGGAUGGGUGUGGCAGUGGGGAGCAUGGGAUGGGUGUGCCAGUGGGGAGCAUGGGAUGGGUGUGCCAGUGGGGAGCAUGGGAUGGGUGUGGCAGUGGGGAGCAUGGGAUGGGUGUGCCAGUGGGGAGCAUGGGAUGGGUGUGCCAGUGGGGAGCAUGGGAUGGGUGUGCCAGUGGGGAGCAUGGGAUGGGUGUGCCAGUGGGGAGCAUGGGAUGGGUGUGCCAGUGGGGAGCAUGGGAUGGGUGUGGCAGUGGGGAGCAUGGGAUGGGUGUGCCAGUGGGGAGCAUGGGAUGGGUGUGGCAGUGGGGAGCAUGGGAUGGGUGUGCCAGUGGGGAGCAUGGGAUGGGUGUGGCAGUGGGGAGCAUGGGAUGGGUGUGCCAGUGGGGAGCAUGGGAUGGGUGUGCCAGUGGGGAGCAUGGGAUGGGUGUGCCAGUGGGGAGCAUGGGAUGGGUGUGGCAGUGGGGAGCAUGGGAUGGGUGUGGCAGUGGGGAGCAUGGGAUGGGUGUGCCAGUGGGGAGCAUGGGAUGGGUGUGCCAGUGGGGAGCAUGGGAUGGGUGUGGCAGUGGGGAGCAUGGGAUGGGUGUGCCAGUGGGGAGCAUGGGAUGGGUGUGGCAGUGGGGAGCAUGGGAUGGGUGUGCCAGUGGGGAGCAUGGGAUGGGUGUGGCAGUGGGGAGCAUGGGAUGGGUGUGCCAGUGGGGAGCAUGGGAUGGGUGUGCCAGUGGGGAGCAUGGGAUGGGUGUGGCAGUGGGGAGCAUGGGAUGGGUGUGGCAGUGGGGAGCAUGGGAUGGGUGUGGCAGUGGGGAGCAUGGGAUGGGUGUGGCAGUGGGGAGCAUGGGAUGGGUGUGGCAGUGGGGAGCAUGGGAUGGGUGUGCCAGUGGGGAGCAUGGGAUGGGUGUGCCAGUGGGGAGCAUGGGAUGGGUGUGGCAGUGGGGAGCAUGGGAUGGGUGUGGCAGUGGGGAGCAUGGGAUGGGUGUGCCAGUGGGGAGCAUGGGAUGGGUGUGCCAGUGGGGAGCAUGGGAUGGGUGUGGCAGUGGGGAGCAUGGGAUGGGUGUGGCAGUGGGGAGCAUGGGAUGGGUGUGGCAGUGGGGAGCAUGGGAUGGGUGUGGCAGUGGGGAGCAUGGGAUGGGUGUGGCAGUGGGGAGCAUGGGAUGGGUGUGGCAGUGGGGAGCAUGGGAUGGGUGUGGCAGUGGGGAGCAUGGGAUGGGUGUGGCAGUGGGGAGCAUGGGAUGGGUGUGGCAGUGGGGAGCAUGGGAUGGGUGUGGCAGUGGGGAGCAUGGGAUGGGUGUGGCAGUGGGGAGCAUGGGAUGGGUGUGGCAGUGGGGAGCAUGGGAUGGGUGUGGCAGUGGGGAGCAUGGGAUGGGUGUGGCAGUGGGGAGCAUGGGAUGGGUGUGGCAGUGGGGAGCAUGGGAUGGGUGUGGCAGUGGGGAGCAUGGGAUGGGUGUGGCAGUGGGGAGCAUGGGAUGGGUGUGGCAGUGGGGAGCAUGGGAUGGGUGUGGCAGUGGGGAGCAUGGGAUGGGUGUGGCAGUGGGGAGCAUGGGAUGGGUGUGGCAGUGGGGAGCAUGGGAUGGGUGUGGCAGUGGGGAGCAUGGGAUGGGUGUGGCAGUGGGGAGCAUGGGAUGGGUGUGGCAGUGGGGAGCAUGGGAUGGGUGUGGCAGUGGGGAGCAUGGGAUGGGUGUGGCAGUGGGGAGCAUGGGAUGGGUGUGGCAGUGGGGAGCAUGGGAUGGGUGUGGCAGUGGGGAGCAUGGGAUGGGUGUGGCAGUGGGGAGCAUGGGAUGGGUGUGGCAGUGGGGAGCAUGGGAUGGGUGUGGCAGUGGGGAGCAUGGGAUGGGUGUGGCAGUGGGGAGCAUGGGAUGGGUGUGGCAGUGGGGAGCAUGGGAUGGGUGUGGCAGUGGGGAGCAUGGGAUGGGUGUGGCAGUGGGGAGCAUGGGAUGGGUGUGGCAGUGGGGAGCAUGGGAUGGGUGUGCCAGUGGGGAGCAUGGGAUGGGUGUGGCAGUGGGGAGCAUGGGAUGGGUGUGCCAGUGGGGAGCAUGGGAUGGGUGUGGCAGUGGGGAGCAUGGGAUGGGUGUGGCAGUGGGGAGCAUGGGAUGGGUGUGGCAGUGGGGAGCAUGGGAUGGGUGUGCCAGUGGGGAGCAUGGGAUGGGUGUGGCAGUGGGGAGCAUGGGAUGGGUGUGCCAGUGGGGAGCAUGGGAUGGGUGUGGCAGUGGGGAGCAUGGGAUGGGUGUGCCAGUGGGGAGCAUGGGAUGGGUGUGGCAGUGGGGAGAAUGGGAUGGGUGUGGCAGUGGGGAGCAUGGGAUGGGUGUGCCAGUGGGGAGCAUGGGAUGGGUGUGCCAGUGGGGAGCAUGGGAUGGGUGUGGCAGUGGGGAGCAUGGGAUGGGUGUGCCAGUGGGGAGCAUGGGAUGGGUGUGCCAGUGGGGAGCAUGGGAUGGGUGUGGCAGUGGGGAGCAUGGGAUGGGUGUGGCAGUGGGGAGCAUGGGAUGGGUGUGCCAGUGGGGAGCAUGGGAUGGGUGUGCAGUGGGGAGCAUGGGAUGGGUGUGGCAGUGGGGAGCAUGGGAUGGGUGUGGCAGUGGGGAGCAUGGGAUGGGUGUGGCAGUGGGGAGCAUGGGAUGGGUGUGGCAGUGGGGAGCAUGGGAUGGGUGUGGCAGUGGGGAGCAUGGGAUGGGUGUGGCAGUGGGGAGCAUGGGAUGGGUGUGGCAGUGGGGAGCAUGGGAUGGGUGUGGCAGUGGGGAGCAUGGGAUGGGUGUGGCAGUGGGGAGCAUGGGAUGGGUGUGGCAGUGGGGAGCAUGGGAUGGGUGUGGCAGUGGGGAGCAUGGGAUGGGUGUGGCAGUGGGGAGCAUGGGAUGGGUGUGGCAGUGGGGAGCAUGGGAUGGGUGUGGCAGUGGGGAGCAUGGGAUGGGUGUGGCAGUGGGGAGCAUGGGAUGGGUGUGGCAGUGGGGAGCAUGGGAUGGGUGUGGCAGUGGGGAGCAUGGGAUGGGUGUGGCAGUGGGGAGCAUGGGAUGGGUGUGGCAGUGGGGAGCAUGGGAUGGGUGUGGCAGUGGGGAGCAUGGGAUGGGUGUGGCAGUGGGGAGCAUGGGAUGGGUGUGGCAGUGGGGAGCAUGGGAUGGGUGUGGCAGUGGGGAGCAUGGGAUGGGUGUGGCAGUGGGGAGCAUGGGAUGGGUGUGGCAGUGGGGAGCAUGGGAUGGGUGUGGCAGUGGGGAGCAUGGGAUGGGUGUGGCAGUGGGGAGCAUGGGAUGGGUGUGGCAGUGGGGAGCAUGGGAUGGGUGUGGCAGUGGGGAGCAUGGGAUGGGUGUGGCAGUGGGGAGCAUGGGAUGGGUGUGGCAGUGGGGAGCAUGGGAUGGGUGUGGCAGUGGGGAGCAUGGGAUGGGUGUGGCAGUGGGGAGCAUGGGAUGGGUGUGGCAGUGGGGAGCAUGGGAUGGGUGUGGCAGUGGGGAGCAUGGGAUGGGUGUGGCAGUGGGGAGCAUGGGAUGGGUGUGGCAGUGGGGAGCAUGGGAUGGGUGUGGCAGUGGGGAGCAUGGGAUGGGUGUGGCAGUGGGGAGCAUGGGAUGGGUGUGGCAGUGGGGAGCAUGGGAUGGGUGUGGCAGUGGGGAGCAUGGGAUGGGUGUGGCAGUGGGGAGCAUGGGAUGGGUGUGGCAGUGGGGAGCAUGGGAUGGGUGUGGCAGUGGGGAGCAUGGGAUGGGUGUGGCAGUGGGGAGCAUGGGAUGGGUGUGGCAGUGGGGAGCAUGGGAUGGGUGUGGCAGUGGGGAGCAUGGGAUGGGUGUGGCAGUGGGGAGCAUGGGAUGGGUGUGGCAGUGGGGAGCAUGGGAUGGGUGUGGCAGUGGGGAGCAUGGGAUGGGUGUGGCAGUGGGGAGCAUGGGAUGGGUGUGGCAGUGGGGAGCAUGGGAUGGGUGUGGCAGUGGGGAGCAUGGGAUGGGUGUGGCAGUGGGGAGCAUGGGAUGGGUGUGGCAGUGGGGAGCAUGGGAUGGGUGUGGCAGUGGGGAGCAUGGGAUGGGUGUGGCAGUGGGGAGCAUGGGAUGGGUGUGGCAGUGGGGAGCAUGGGAUGGGUGUGGCAGUGGGGAGCAUGGGAUGGGUGUGGCAGUGGGGAGCAUGGGAUGGGUGUGGCAGUGGGGAGCAUGGGAUGGGUGUGGCAGUGGGGAGCAUGGGAUGGGUGUGGCAGUGGGGAGCAUGGGAUGGGUGUGGCAGUGGGGAGCAUGGGAUGGGUGUGGCAGUGGGGAGCAUGGGAUGGGUGUGGCAGUGGGGAGCAUGGGAUGGGUGUGGCAGUGGGGAGCAUGGGAUGGGUGUGGCAGUGGGGAGCAUGGGAUGGGUGUGGCAGUGGGGAGCAUGGGAUGGGUGUGGCAGUGGGGAGCAUGGGAUGGGUGUGGCAGUGGGGAGCAUGGGAUGGGUGUGGCAGUGGGGAGCAUGGGAUGGGUGUGGCAGUGGGGAGCAUGGGAUGGGUGUGGCAGUGGGGAGCAUGGGAUGGGUGUGGCAGUGGGGAGCAUGGGAUGGGUGUGGCAGUGGGGAGCAUGGGAUGGGUGUGGCAGUGGGGAGCAUGGGAUGGGUGUGGCAGUGGGGAGCAUGGGAUGGGUGUGGCAGUGGGGAGCAUGGGAUGGGUGUGGCAGUGGGGAGCAUGGGAUGGGUGUGGCAGUGGGGAGCAUGGGAUGGGUGUGGCAGUGGGGAGCAUGGGAUGGGUGUGGCAGUGGGGAGCAUGGGAUGGGUGUGGCAGUGGGGAGCAUGGGAUGGGUGUGGCAGUGGGGAGCAUGGGAUGGGUGUGGCAGUGGGGAGCAUGGGAUGGGUGUGGCAGUGGGGAGCAUGGGAUGGGUGUGGCAGUGGGGAGCAUGGGAUGGGUGUGGCAGUGGGGAGCAUGGGAUGGGUGUGGCAGUGGGGAGCAUGGGAUGGGUGUGGCAGUGGGGAGCAUGGGAUGGGUGUGGCAGUGGGGAGCAUGGGAUGGGUGUGGCAGUGGGGAGCAUGGGAUGGGUGUGGCAGUGGGGAGCAUGGGAUGGGUGUGGCAGUGGGGAGCAUGGGAUGGGUGUGGCAGUGGGGAGCAUGGGAUGGGUGUGGCAGUGGGGAGCAUGGGAUGGGUGUGGCAGUGGGGAGCAUGGGAUGGGUGUGGCAGUGGGGAGCAUGGGAUGGGUGUGGCAGUGGGGAGCAUGGGAUGGGUGUGGCAGUGGGGAGCAUGGGAUGGGUGUGGCAGUGGGGAGCAUGGGAUGGGUGUGGCAGUGGGGAGCAUGGGAUGGGUGUGGCAGUGGGGAGCAUGGGAUGGGUGUGGCAGUGGGGAGCAUGGGAUGGGUGUGGCAGUGGGGAGCAUGGGAUGGGUGUGGCAGUGGGGAGCAUGGGAUGGGUGUGGCAGUGGGGAGCAUGGGAUGGGUGUGGCAGUGGGGAGCAUGGGAUGGGUGUGGCAGUGGGGAGCAUGGGAUGGGUGUGGCAGUGGGGAGCAUGGGAUGGGUGUGGCAGUGGGGAGCAUGGGAUGGGUGUGGCAGUGGGGAGCAUGGGAUGGGUGUGGCAGUGGGGAGCAUGGGAUGGGUGUGGCAGUGGGGAGCAUGGGAUGGGUGUGGCAGUGGGGAGCAUGGGAUGGGUGUGGCAGUGGGGAGCAUGGGAUGGGUGUGGCAGUGGGGAGCAUGGGAUGGGUGUGGCAGUGGGGAGCAUGGGAUGGGUGUGGCAGUGGGGAGCAUGGGAUGGGUGUGGCAGUGGGGAGCAUGGGAUGGGUGUGGCAGUGGGGAGCAUGGGAUGGGUGUGGCAGUGGGGAGCAUGGGAUGGGUGUGGCAGUGGGGAGCAUGGGAUGGGUGUGGCAGUGGGGAGCAUGGGAUGGGUGUGGCAGUGGGGAGCAUGGGAUGGGUGUGGCAGUGGGGAGCAUGGGAUGGGUGUGGCAGUGGGGAGCAUGGGAUGGGUGUGGCAGUGGGGAGCAUGGGAUGGGUGUGGCAGUGGGGAGCAUGGGAUGGGUGUGGCAGUGGGGAGCAUGGGAUGGGUGUGGCAGUGGGGAGCAUGGGAUGGGUGUGGCAGUGGGGAGCAUGGGAUGGGUGUGGCAGUGGGGAGCAUGGGAUGGGUGUGGCAGUGGGGAGCAUGGGAUGGGUGUGGCAGUGGGGAGCAUGGGAUGGGUGUGGCAGUGGGGAGCAUGGGAUGGGUGUGGCAGUGGGGAGCAUGGGAUGGGUGUGGCAGUGGGGAGCAUGGGAUGGGUGUGGCAGUGGGGAGCAUGGGAUGGGUGUGGCAGUGGGGAGCAUGGGAUGGGUGUGGCAGUGGGGAGCAUGGGAUGGGUGUGGCAGUGGGGAGCAUGGGAUGGGUGUGGCAGUGGGGAGCAUGGGAUGGGUGUGGCAGUGGGGAGCAUGGGAUGGGUGUGGCAGUGGGGAGCAUGGGAUGGGUGUGGCAGUGGGGAGCAUGGGAUGGGUGUGGCAGUGGGGAGCAUGGGAUGGGUGUGGCAGUGGGGAGCAUGGGAUGGGUGUGGCAGUGGGGAGCAUGGGAUGGGUGUGGCAGUGGGGAGCAUGGGAUGGGUGUGGCAGUGGGGAGCAUGGGAUGGGUGUGGCAGUGGGGAGCAUGGGAUGGGUGUGGCAGUGGGGAGCAUGGGAUGGGUGUGGCAGGGAUGGAUGGGUGUGGCAGUGGGGAGCAUGGGAUGGGUGUGGCAGUGGGGAGCAUGGGAUGGGUGUGGCAGUGGGGAGCAUGGGAUGGGUGUGGCAGUGGGGAGCAUGGGAUGGGUGUGGCAGUGGGGAGCAUGGGAUGGGUGUGGCAGUGGGGAGCAUGGGAUGGGUGUGGCAGUGGGGAGCAUGGGAUGGGUGUGGCAGUGGGGAGCAUGGGAUGGGUGUGGCAGUGGGGAGCAUGGGAUGGGUGUGGCAGUGGGGAGCAUGGGAUGGGUGUGGCAGUGGGGAGCAUGGGAUGGGUGUGGCAGUGGGGAGCAUGGGAUGGGUGUGGCAGUGGGGAGCAUGGGAUGGGUGUGGCAGUGGGGAGCAUGGGAUGGGUGUGGCAGUGGGGAGCAUGGGAUGGGUGUGGCAGUGGGGAGCAUGGGAUGGGUGUGGCAGUGGGGAGCAUGGGAUGGGUGUGGCAGUGGGGAGCAUGGGAUGGGUGUGGCAGUGGGGAGCAUGGGAUGGGUGUGGCAGUGGGGAGCAUGGGAUGGGUGUGGCAGUGGGGAGCAUGGGAUGGGUGUGGCAGUGGGGAGCAUGGGAUGGGUGUGGCAGUGGGGAGCAUGGGAUGGGUGUGGCAGUGGGGAGCAUGGGAUGGGUGUGGCAGUGGGGAGCAUGGGAUGGGUGUGGCAGUGGGGAGCAUGGGAUGGGUGUGGCAGUGGGGAGCAUGGGAUGGGUGUGGCAGUGGGGAGCAUGGGAUGGGUGUGGCAGUGGGGAGCAUGGGAUGGGUGUGGCAGUGGGGAGCAUGGGAUGGGUGUGGCAGUGGGGAGCAUGGGAUGGGUGUGGCAGUGGGGAGCAUGGGAUGGGUGUGGCAGUGGGGAGCAUGGGAUGGGUGUGGCAGUGGGGAGCAUGGGAUGGGUGUGGCAGUGGGGAGCAUGGGAUGGGUGUGGCAGUGGGGAGCAUGGGAUGGGUGUGGCAGUGGGGAGCAUGGGAUGGGUGUGGCAGUGGGGAGCAUGGGAUGGGUGUGGCAGUGGGGAGCAUGGGAUGGGUGUGGCAGUGGGGAGCAUGGGAUGGGUGUGGCAGUGGGGAGCAUGGGAUGGGUGUGGCAGUGGGGAGCAUGGGAUGGGUGUGGCAGUGGGGAGCAUGGGAUGGGUGUGGCAGUGGGGAGCAUGGGAUGGGUGUGGCAGUGGGGAGCAUGGGAUGGGUGUGGCAGUGGGGAGCAUGGGAUGGGUGUGGCAGUGGGGAGCAUGGGAUGGGUGA
Closterium sp. Naga37s-1 is the source of this 15153-nucleotide messenger RNA. NCBI's taxonomy places the organism in Eukaryota, Viridiplantae, Streptophyta, Zygnematophyceae, Desmidiales, Closteriaceae. The record is from the annotation of a GenBank genome assembly.